AUGAUAGUGGUGAAGUAUAAUGUCUUUUGGCUGACUUCUGAAAUAGGACCUCUUUUAAAUUUGUAACUCAAUCGUGUAUCUACUUCAUUGGGGAAUGCAGCUUAGUUACAUAAACAUAUAAUUUAUGUAUUGAAGUUUUUGUCACAUUAUAUAUUUUUCAAUAACUGUCUUAAAUUAUGAAUUCCUAUAUCAUAUCUUGUGAAGGUUUCAGGUCUCAUUUCGUAGUCAGAAGAAUCUUGAGGUCUGCUAGAUAGGCCAUGACAUCCUUAUUUUAUAGAGAAAGAAAAAAAUUACAUUUCCUCCAGGUUCUCAGUUAAUGAGUAGAACUGGAACCAGAACACACACUAGUUUGUGCUUUUUCAGCAGUAUCACUCACGUUUGAAAUAAUGCAGUAAUUCAUCAUUUGUAGUCCAAAGAUCCCUAACUGAAGCUUGUGCCAUAAGAAGUUUUUAAACCUGAUUAGUAGAAGCUGGAGAUUUUUUUUGGGUAAAAUAUUGUCUUGUGAUUGUUGCAGAUAAUAUGGUUCUGAGGACCCCAUUCGUGUAUGUGUGUGUGUGUGUGUGUGUAUUGUGGUGGGGCAAUGGUGAGGAGAAACAGGUAGAAUUUUUUGGCUAUGUAGAUUUACAGACACUGUCUCUAUAAUUGUUCCUAUUGUGUGUAUUCUUUUUUAUAGAAGAUAAGCUGAGAUUUAAAAACAAAGAUACAGAAAAAAGGAGUAUAAAAUAUUUUUUCCUUAUUAUCUGAUUUUUCGUGAAGAUCAAAUAUGAAAGUCUCUUAAUUGAAAAUCGGCCUUAAGUUUUAAAGUCAUACAGAGUGAAUAACUUAGAACACAGUAGGGAAUAACGCCCUAGGGAAUAAUCUCCAUUUUUGUAGUUGAAAAAAUUGAAGUUUAUUGAAAUUAUGAAGUCCAAAAGUAUUCGUAGUGUCUUCCUAGUUUAUCAGACCUUUAUCUGAGAGAUCAAAGAUUCAGGAAGAAUUUUAGAUAUACUUGAUAAUUUUCUAUCUCCAGAGUACUCUAACAUAAGGUAGUAGGUUUCUUCAUUUUUUCAGAUGAAGAAACUGAGUCCUUGAAUAAACUUCUUUGUGGAACUUGUCUUUAUACAACAUGCUUAUUUAUAAUUGAUGAAGAAUUUGGUUUUUGUUUCACAUAAAAUGACAUAAAAUAUUUAAAAGGAAAUAUUCUUUUUUUUUUUUCUAUCUUGAAAUAGAUAAAUGUUAAUUCAUUGGUUCUAGCCAGAUGACAGUGGUUAAAAGUACAGGCAAGUCUUUGUUGAAUCUAGCCCUGUGCCUUGUUAAGAUGUGUGACUUUUAACAAGUCAGUUAACCUCAUUGAUACUCAGUUUCCUUCUCUGUAGAGUGAAGAUAGCAGUGCUUCAUCAGCUGUUGUAAGGAUUAAAUAAAAUGGUAAUUUUGUGCUUGGCACAGAGCCUGGCACAUGGAUACAGUCAGUAAACAGGUACAGCUUGUAUGUAUUUCAAGCGUUUUUAUCUCAAUAACUCUGUAAUGGAGUAUCACCCUCGGAUAAUCAUGCUCACUUGUGCAUUUUUGGCCUGCAAAGUAGAUGAAUUCAAUGUAUCUAGUCUGCAAUUUGUUGGAAAUCUACGGGAGAGUCCUCUUGGACAGGAGAAGGCACUUGAACAGAUUUUGGAAUAUGAACUGCUUCUUAUACAGCAACUUAAUUUCCACCUUAUUGUCCACAAUCCUUAUAGACCAUUUGAGGGCUUUCUCAUUGAUCUAAAGACCCGAUAUCCCAUGUUGGAGAAUCCAGAGAUUUUGAGGAAAACAGCUGAUGACUUUCUUAACAGAGUUGCGCUGACGGAUGCUUACCUUUUAUACACACCUUCUCAAAUUGCCCUGACUGCCAUUUUAUCCAGUGCAUCCAGAGCAGGGAUUACUAUGGAAAGUUAUCUAUCAGAAAGUCUGAUGCUGAAAGAGAGCAGAACUUGCUUGUCACAGUUGCUAGAUAUAAUGAAAAGCAUGAGAAACUUGGUAAAGAAAUAUGAACCACCCAGACCUGAAGAAGUUGCUGUUCUUAAGCAGAAGUUGGAGAGAUGUCACUCUGCUGAGCUUGCACUUAACAUAAUUACGUCUGAGAUCUCAUCUGAGGAACAAGUACACUGCUCCAAACUUAUUUUAGCUACUCUAGGGAAAUGGUGUAUUUUCCUUCAUGUAUUGAAGACAGAACCAAUAGGAAAAUGUGCUGUUACGUAUUUUUUUGCAGCCAUAAGGAAUACCCAUGUCUGUCUGUCUCUCUCUCACUGACUUGUAGGCCAUACGUGGAAAUCACCAUAUUCAGGAUCUGUAUGCUUUUCAAGUUGAAGGACCUACUUAAACCUAAUCUUUUAGGAAUUUAAAGGAUUGAGAAUCUGGGCAGGUAAUAGGAAGGUAAAACUGCAACUGUGGCUUAGCAUAGAACUUAAAAUUGGUCGAUUUCACUCUUGGGUUUCAUUGAUAACAGGAAUGAAGGAGUGGUUACAAAGAAGUAAAGAAUGUUAACUUUAAUGAAUGAAAGCAGAGAAGCUCCCCCCCCCCCAUCCAUAGUUUUGCUUUCUGCAGUUUUCUUCAGCUGUGGUCCAAAAAUAUUAAAUGAAAAAUUCCAAAAAUAAUUCAUAAAUUUUUAAUUGUGCACUGUUUUGAGCAGUGUGAUGAAGUCUUACAAUGUCCCACUCUGUCCCACCUGGGGGUGAAUCAUCCCUUUGUCCAGCAUAUCCAGGCUGUAUGUACAGCACAAUAAGUUGAGACUGCAUGACUCAUUACAGUAUGUCAUCAUAAUUGUUUUAUUAGUUAUUGUUGUUAAUCUCUUACUGUGCCUAAUUUAGAGAUUAAACUUUAUCAUAGGUUUUUAUUUAUAGGGAAAAACUCCAGUAUGUAUAGAGGUUAGUACUUUCUGUGGUUUCAGGCACCCACUGGGGGUCUUGGAAUGUAUCCCCUGCAGAUAAGGGGGAAAUUACUAAAUUGCAGCACCAGUAAUUUUUUUUUCACAAGUGAUUUGAAAUGAGCUUAGACCGUGGCUUGGCAAACUACAUAGCCCAUAGGCCAAAUCCAGGCAACUACCUAUUUUUAGAAAUAGUUUUAUUGGAAUGUAGCUAUACCCAUUAGUUCGCUUAUUGUCUAUGGCUGUUUUCACACUACAGAAGAAGAGUUAGGUAAUUUUGACAGAAAUUAUUAUGGCCUAAAAGGCCUAAUUUAUUUACUAUCUAGCCCUUCAGCAAAACAUUUUUCAACCUCUGGGUUAAGCCAUGAACUAUUAAUCCAGCCUUUUAGUUAGGUAAGUGAAUGGACCAUAACCUAAAAUUUGAAGUGCCAGAGUUUACAUCUUACUCAAAUUACCAUCCACUUUAUACUGUGUCAAGCAAAUUCUACAUUUCUUUGUGUACUUGUGGGGUACUUCUCAAACUGUAAAGGAAUGUGUGUUUUUUUAAAUUCGUUACAGACCUAUACUUUUGUAAAAUAUAACAUUACUACAAAAUGAGUAAAAAAGACAUAGUAUAAGCUUAAAUUUUAUUAGAUUUAACAGUCAUAAUUUAUCAAAUUUCUGUAAAAGUUUCUAAACACAGUUUCUGAACUUAUUGCACACUGGAAAUAGUUAAUGGACCACUCCUGUAAGCACUACUUUAGGAUAAAAUAUUUGUUUUCCUUGGUCUUUAAAAUUCUUUUAUCUUUUCUAUUACACAAGUAAUUAUAUCAUUAUGAAAGUCAGUCAAUACAGGUAAACCAAAGUUCUCUUUGACCAAAACCCAAAUCCCAGUUUUGUCCUCAGGUAACUUGGUGUUUACCUUUGCCAACCUUUUCUGUGUUUGUGUAUGAAAUAAAGUUUUUUUCUUUUCAUGAAUGCUUUCAUACAUAUUAUACAUUUAGUAGUAUCAGUGUUUCAAUUUGCAUUUCCCUACUAUGAAGGAAUAACAUUUGUAUGUUUAAGUCAUUUGUAUUUCUUUUCUAUUGCUUACUUAAAACCCUUGCUCAAUUUUCCGGUCUUAUUUUCUUGAUUAGUAGUUCUGUAUUUUCUAUACUCAUCUUUGUAUAUAUUAUAUACCUCUUUUCUUCUGUUUCUUUCACUUUGUGAUAUAUAAGGGAAUUUGUCACUUGCUUUAUGCUUUAACAUCUAAAUACCUUUUCUUGACCUAAAUCAUUUUUUUUUUUUUUUUUGCCUUUUCAGCUGUUAAAAACAUUUGGAAUUGUUUGUGAAUGGUCUGAGGUAGAAAUUAAUCUUUUUUCAAAUAACCUGUUAUAGCAGCCAUUUUAAAAUAUUUUAUCACUUUUCUCACUUAAAUACUCAUCUAUUACAGAUUAAAUUCCUAUAUAAAAUUGUUUUGCCUAUAUACUCUAAUCAUUUAAAUUGUUUUACUCUUUGUUAAUACCACACUUUUAAUUACCAGUUUUAUGUAUAGUACUUUGAUGAGAACUGGGACAUGGUUCCCACACUUUCUUUUUCAGAUUCCUUUUGCUAUUUUUGCAUAAUCUUUUCCAGGUCAGGGUUAGACUUGAUGAGUUCCAUAAAAAGUUUAUUAGGAUUUAAUAAGAAUUACAUUGAAUUUAAAGAUCUGAAAGAUUUUCUUCAUAAUUCUUCACCUCUUUCCAUGUGUGGUCUUCAGAAGAUAUACAGGUAUUUCAUAUAGCCUUGGUAGUUAAUUUUAUAAUUAUGUUGCCUGUUAUUAGAUUACUUACUGAUGAUUGCCUAAUUACAGGAAGAAGAGGAAAGGCUAUGAAGAUGAUGAUUAUGUCUCAAAGAAAUCCAAACAUGAGGAGGUAUGUUCUUCAUAGGUAAAUAUUAAGUUAUUGUGCAUUCUGGUGUGACCAUAUCAUUAAAGUUUUAUUACUCCAGAGUGCAAGCAUUUUAUACAUACAUACAUACAUAUAUAUAUAUAUAUAUUUGGGUUUUGAAAGCAUUCAUACUCUUCAUGUACACUGUAUAUUAUUACAUGAAUUUUUCUCACUUCUUAGUCUGUUUUGAAGUAGUAUAAUAGUUACUUGAAGAAUCCUUCCUAUGGUCAUAAAAAGCAGCAGGGAUAGACAUACACGCUAUAAAGUUUUGAUCUAUUAUUUGCUCUCCAAGGAUUCUUUUCCUACCCUUAGAAAGAAAUUGUGCCUGGCAAGUCACAUAUAAAUAAUCAGAAGCAGAAGGCCACAACUGUAACCUUCAUUCCUGUCACUGGGGUAGUCUGGUGAGACCAUGUCAUAUUACUGUGAGAUUAAACUGCAAACGUUCCUGGUUUAUCUAGCGCCCAUAAUCAGCACAGUAAAAGGGGACCAUUUUCCUAAAGGCAGGCAAGGAGGUAAACAAUACUGGUUAUGCUUCAGUAUAACAUCCUUACUGUACCCUCUUUCCUUCUUAGGAAGAAUGGACUGAUGAUGACCUGGUAGAUUCUUUAACCAUUUGAAAUUGGUUUCUCAGUGCUAACAGAUCAAGAAAUGGAUGAAGCAUAUCUGGCAUUUAAAUUUCUUUAAAAAUGAAAUAAGGUGAAAGCAUCAAAAUACAGUAAACUUUAUUUAUUUGAAAGUUUUUCCUUUCAGGGUAGCUUUAUGUGAAAUGAGACAUCUUCAAAGGACCCAGAAUAGCACCUGGUUUGGAUAAUCUGCCCCUCCAUGACUAAAAACAAAUUAGUCUUCCUGUAGUGGCCACACCAAAGCUGUAACUUACUUGCCUAUGUUGUUUUAAACAAAAUGCAGUAAGCAAACAUCCCUUUUGAAAAAGGCACCACAAAAAACAAAACUUAGUAGUCAGCUUUAAACACGCUAAGGAAUGCUUUAUGCCCUCUGGAACCUUUUAUAUAUUGCUUCUCAAAUGCCAUCUUGAUGUACUUUUAUCUAUUGUAUGUUACUACUGAACUACAGAAUGUACCAAAGCUAGUCAGCCAGAGUAACAGGUAUUUGUUUUCCUCAAUUAGUUAACUGAAAACAUCUCCAAAUGGGUUUCUUGAAAAUGAAAUCAAAUAGGCAGUCUUUAGUAGUUUUCUAGAUAAAAACUGAGUUGCUAAAGGUUAGGUAGUAAAUUGUAUGUUCAGUUUUAUAAUUAACCUGUUACAUUACCUAAGUGAAUCCAUAUAAAUGCAUUAUAGUUACUAAAAAUUUUCCAGAUUAUUCAAGAAAUUUAUUUCAAACACGAGUAGAUAUAAAAAAAAAAUGUAAGUGCACAGACUGUAGCACCAAAUUCCUUUGGUGUGAAUCAUGGCUACCUCCACUUUGUAACUUUGGGCAGAUUACUAAAGUGCUCUCUGUGCCCAUUUUUUCCCAAGGUGAAAAGGGAGAAAACACCUACUCCUCACAGGAUUAAUUAGAAUAGUCUCUGUAUACUGCAUGUUCAAUAAAUGUUGGCUAUUACAGCAUUUGUUUCAUUAUUAA
Molecule: messenger RNA, 6339 nt
Organism: Miniopterus natalensis
Lineage: Eukaryota; Metazoa; Chordata; Mammalia; Chiroptera; Miniopteridae
Source: RefSeq, a predicted model, not a curated record